This is a messenger RNA of Ixodes scapularis (black-legged tick), 1337 nucleotides long. It is a transcript of the gene Hrb27C, whose product is annotated as heterogeneous nuclear ribonucleoprotein 27C. The record is from RefSeq and is a predicted model, not a curated record. The transcript is spliced from 11 exons. Lineage: Eukaryota; Metazoa; Arthropoda; Arachnida; Ixodida; Ixodidae. Bases 166 to 1179 code for a protein of 337 amino acids. Gene Ontology annotation, molecular function: RNA binding.
GUCUGCGAACCCUGAGAGACGCCCUUUGCUUUUGCACCUUUUGCAUUUCUUUGUCUCUUUGCACACCGACGCAUCAUCAUCGGGCGGUAGUACGUGCUACACGGCUCUCCAGUACAAAGAACGUUAGUCUUGAUCUCCGAUUUCGAAGUUUCACACUGACAUAACAUGGCACGGCGGAAUACCGAAGAACAGGGGAAAAUCUUCGUUGGCGGUCUCAGUUGGGAGACUACGCAAGAUGGCCUGUUGAACUACUUCAGCCGCUUCGGCGAAGUGGUGGACAGCGUGGUGAUGUGCAACGAGACGGGCCGGUCGCGAGGCUUCGGCUUUGUGACCUUCAGGGACCCCAGCUGCGUGGCCACGGUGCUCGCCGGAGGGCCCCACCAGCUCGACGGACGCACGGUGGACCCGAAGUCGUGCAACCCACGCGGUGCCUCACGCCCCCAGGGAGGCGGAGGUGGUGGCGGCCCACCGAGGGGUGGUGGCGGCGGUGGCAGGAAGGGCAGUGGCACCAAGAUCUUCCUGGGCGGCCUGCCUGCCAGCGUGAACGAGUCGGACCUGCACGCCUUCUUCUCGGAGUACGGCAAAGUGGUUGAGGCGAUCAUCAUGUACGAUCAGGAGCAAAAGCGCUCGCGUGGCUUCGGCUUCGUCACCUUCGAGACUGAAGACCCCGUCCAUCAGCUGACUGGGCAGCGCUACGUCGAGAUGAGCGGCAAGCAGGUGGAGUGUAAGCGUGCCGAACCCAAGGAGAGCCGCAUGCCCAAGGGUGGCGGUGGCGGCAGGGGUGGCUGGGGAGGCCAGCAAGGUGGCGGUGGAAAUUGGGGCGGGCCCCAGUGGGGAGGAGCGCCCAAUGGCGGCGGUCCCCCGUCUUCCGGCUAUCAAGGUUAUUCCGGUGGCGGCGGUGGCGGCUACAACAACUGGGGCGGCGCUCAGUCGGGCGGCUACAACUCUGGCGGAGGAGGUGGUGGCUAUGGCAGUUACGGCUCGGGCGACCAGAGCUACUCGGGAUACGGCUCCUACGGGCAGCAGACUUCCAGUUACGGACCCAUGCGCACUGCCGGUGGCUACGGCGACACUUCCUACACCGCCACGGGCUACAACGGUGCGGCAGGCAACGGGGUUGCACCCGCAGCUGCAGCGCCCACUGACGGCGGGCAGGGGUACCACCCGUACCGAAGGUGAAGAGGGACUUCCAGGCCCCCCCCACCGAGAGGAAGACACAUCACGUCGGUCGUUUUCACUGCUCCACCCACUAAACAGCAGCCCACAUACCUUGUGUACAUUUUUUCCCCCCACUUGACUAGUAAAAGGAAACUAAGCGUGCCCCCGGGCACACCAAA